Molecule: messenger RNA, 960 nt
Organism: Cladophialophora psammophila CBS 110553
Lineage: Eukaryota; Fungi; Ascomycota; Eurotiomycetes; Chaetothyriales; Herpotrichiellaceae
Exons: 2
Coding region: 1-960 (319 amino acids)
Biological process (GO): L-valine catabolic process
Cellular component (GO): mitochondrion
Molecular function (GO): NAD binding; 3-hydroxyisobutyrate dehydrogenase activity; NADP binding
Source: RefSeq, a predicted model, not a curated record
AUGGGAUACGCUGUGGCGAGCCACAUCCGCAAGAAAAUCUCGCGCCAAACCGCCCUAUAUGUGAAUGACAUCAAUCGAUCAGCUUGCGAGCGCUUCAUCCAGGAAUUCGGUAACUGGGGACCAAUCCAUAUAGUCGAUUCAGCCAAGGCGGCAGCAGCCCUGUCGAAGGUCGUCAUCUCCAUCGUACCGGGUGCAGCAGACGUCCGUGAAGUAUAUCUGAACCCUGACAGGGGAGUAAUUGCCGCCUCCAAGGACCCAGAACGUUUAAUGUUGGAUUGCAGCACAAUUGACUGUCAAACUUCCAGGAAUGUCGGCGAGAUACUGGGGAAAGCUGGAUCAGGCACUUUUUGCGACGCACCAGUCUCCGGCGGCUUACCGGGAGCUGAAGCCGGAACGCUCUCGUUCCUGAUAGGACACUCUCCACCUUCAGAGCACGACCUGAUAGCAACAAGAAUAGAAACGGUCAUCACGAUGAUGGGCUCUCGUGAGCGAUUUUUCUGGUGCAACACCGCGGGCUCUGGCCUCGCCGCCAAAAUAGCAAACAACUAUCUCUCGUGCACCAUCCUUCUGGCCACUGCCGAAGCUAUGGCCAUCGGUAUCCGGCAGGGCAUCAACCCGACCCUUUUGUACCAGUGUAUAAAACACUCGACAGGUCAAUCAUGGAUGUGCGAUAACGUCCAACCGGUGCCCGGGAUUUUGAGCCAUGUGCCGAGUUCAAAUGGCUAUACGCCGGGUUUCAAGACACAGAUGAUGAUCAAAGACAUCACUCUUGGAGUCGAAGCGGGAAGGGAGGUCGGAAUUGAGCCACGGAUGGCAGAGACGGCGUUGAAGGUCUUUGAGAAGGCGGCUGUAGAUCCAAGAUGUGUGGAUAGGGAUGGCUCGAGCGUAUACUUGUACUUGACAGGAGACAAGGAGGAUGAUUACCAGACCAAAGACGGUGAGGGCGCACCAAGUUCAUAA